Fusarium sp. VM40 is the source of this 2874-nucleotide messenger RNA. NCBI's taxonomy places the organism in Eukaryota, Fungi, Ascomycota, Sordariomycetes, Hypocreales, Nectriaceae. The record is from the annotation of a GenBank genome assembly.
AUGUCCGGAGCUGAGGCCGCAAUAGCCGGAGUGGGCUUAUUGUGUAGUGCGAUACAAAUUGUCACUUUCGGUCGAGAUAUCCUGCAAGUCUACUGUCAAGUUCGUGAUGGACGAUCUCCCGACCCGAGACUAGAGGCAUACCUCAAGAGUGCGGAGGAUUGUUUCAACCAAAUGAACGCCUCAGCUUCGGCAGCCGCCCAAGUCCAGCCGUUAAACACAGACCAACAACAAAUUGUCAAAGUUGGACAAGAGCUCCAUGACUCUAUGGACAAGCUGCAAUCCAAAUUCGUCGAGCUUCAUCUUGAUCAGGCAUCUAAACGUGGACUUCGUGGGAAGAUGCUAAUGGCCAAGAAGACUUUGAAAUCUCUCUGGCAAUCUAAGGAACUCGGAAGUCUUGAAGAAAACCUGAAGAGAUAUGAAAGCCUUCUCCACGGUGUCGUUCUUCAUCGCAUAUGCAACCAGUCUCAAGCUGCAGAAAUCAAGUCAACCGAGGCAUUUAAUGAACUCAACACGAAUCUACAAUCAUUCAUCGCACAGCUGGCUGAUGGUCGUACCAAGCUAUCUGAGCUAUUACUUACCUCACUAGAGAUAAGAGAUCGAGUUACUCAAGAGCAUGAAAAAACACGUAAAGCCAUGGAUCGAGGCUUCACUUCCACGCAAGGCACUAUUUCGGGUAUUUGCGACUCAAUGUCCCAACGUUUUCAAGACUCGACCCAACGUGAGCUGAGCAGAGAUUUGGAGAAACACCAUGAACAACUACUCGAGAGCCUUAGAUUCUCUGACAUGAAUCGCCGCAGAAAUCAGGUAUCUGAGAACUACCCAGGAACCUUUUCUUGGGUGUUCAAGAACACGCGCUAUGAUGGUCGAAGUCAUUCACUUAGCGAUGAAGAGACAGACAACGAAGAGAAAGACGAAGAAGACGAAAAAGAUGAUAUCACUAUGGACGAUACACCAGAGUCUGCCCCUACCACAGAUGCACCAAACAUCAACAGCUUUCCCGCUUGGUUGGAGUCAGAUUUGAAUCUAUUCUGGAUCAGUGGUAAACCAGCCUCGGGAAAAAGCUCACUCAUGAAGUUUCUCGCAUUGAAUUCCCUCACAAUGGACCAUCUCAAAGUUUGGCAGCGCAACAUGCAGAUGACGGACCGCAAAUUACAUAUCAUCACCCACUUUUUUUGGAAGCCGGGCCAACUGUUACAGAGGAACAUCGAAGGCAUGAUGCUCUCUCUUCUAUAUCAAGUGCUCCAAAAGGACCCUUAUCUCGCUCGGCGGCUGUGGGAAGAUCAAGAGAAUGUUUCCGAAAAGCGAGCUCGUGGAGACUGGGACCUCAAUGAGCUAAGAGAGGCUCUCUGUUACGCAAUCAAAUCUUCAAGCGACGCCUUUUGCAUUUUCCUGGACGGACUGGAUGAGGCAAAGGAGUUGGAGAGUUUAUCAUGGCGUGAUAAAAGAAAGACUCAGGUCAUUCAUGACCUGCUAUGGCUCAGCAAUGUCAAGCUGUGUGCGUCGAGCAGGGAAGAACAUCCCUUCUGCUUAUUUUUUGACGGUCGGCCCCGCUUGAGAAUCCAUCAGCUUACUUACCACGACAUUUACCACUUUGUGGAGAAUAAACUCGAAGUAGCUGGGCUGAGUUCUUCCUACCGACAUCACAUUCUAAAAAUAGUUGUGGAGAAAGCAAACGGGGUAUUCCUCUGGGUCGUCUUAGUUCUCGAUAGUCUCAAUCGAGCAAUACGGUCAGGGACAGCAAGUUAUAACGAAUAUGAGGAGCGACUUGCACAGACUCCUGCAGAUUUAAAUGACCUAUUGAUCGAUAUGUGGGAGCGACCAGGAGAUGAUGCCAAACUACCAAGCUACAGAAUCGAUGCCUCUCGCUACUUUAGCCUAGCUAUUACAGCCAAAAAGCUUGACGAGGAUAUGGAAGUUGACUUGGAAGUAAAAUAUAAGUCACCUGAUCACAAUUCGAUGCGUUCCUUACUUGUUAUGGCCACGGCUCUGGAGGAUGCGCCUCUAACAUCAAUAUUGGACACGGGCCGAGACAUCCAGGCAAAAGACCUACAGGCCAGAUGUGCAAGGGUGGCAGAUCGAUUGCGAUUGAUUAGCCGUGGAUUACUUGAGAUAGCAAAGACUCCAAUCGCAGAUGACGUUGAUUACUUUGAAGGAAAUCCACGCCUAAUUCCUUACGACACCAAGAGGAUCGACUUCAUUCACAGAUCUGCUUUCGACUUCAUUACAGACACACAAUUCGGUCGCGAGUGUCUGAGUACAUGCGACUGGUCCCCGGUUGAGCAGGUUGACAGGUUACUCGGAGGUCAUCUUGUCAAAUGUCGGUUUCUAUGCUUCGAGCCACCGUGGUAUACCGUUGGGAUGACGACAGACAAAAUGAUCUAUAAGAUGAUCAAUCAAACCUCCAUACAACUGCAUGCAGCCUUGAAAAUCACCUACUAUGAUAGAUGGGGCGAUUUAUCCUCCGAAAAUAGGAUGUUGCGAAUACUCAAGGAUUGGCAGGAAUCUGGCUUGUUUUGCGCCCACUCAUAUUAUAACUACCCACAGGGUUCAAAAACCCCUUCGAAUCUCUUGGAAUUGGAAUUCCUUGAACAAAUCGUGGAAACAGCCCCUCGAUUUUUUAUUAUUGCUGGUAUACUAGACGGAUUUUCAAUCGGCCCUCUCAUUGAUGCCAUUCCUGUUCUGCUUCGAGCAGCAGUAGACGGUUCUUCAGGGGCAAUAACGGAUCCGGGGUGCUGGGACUUGGUCGGAUACAUCCUAACCCGUCUGACUAAUACAAAUAGUGAGGAGCGACAGGGUGUUUCCUCCCAAGCUCGAGCUAACGAGCACUCUGUCUUCAACAGACAAUUGGGAGUACCCCUUUAUAUUGAGCUUUGA